Molecule: messenger RNA, 2390 nt
Organism: Corapipo altera (White-ruffed manakin)
Lineage: Eukaryota; Metazoa; Chordata; Aves; Passeriformes; Pipridae
Gene: MEAK7
Product: MTOR associated protein, eak-7 homolog
Exons: 8
Coding region: 93-1502 (469 amino acids)
Biological process (GO): TOR signaling
Source: RefSeq, a predicted model, not a curated record
CGGCCGGGCGGGCUGAGGCGCCGGAUGGCGCCGGGCUCUGUGUGACGGUCCCGGGGGCGGAGAGGGGCCGGGGAGCCCUGCCGGUUGAAAAGAUGGGAAAUGCAGAAAGCAAUGCCUAUCACAAUCACCUUUCCAGAUUUCUUCCUGAGGAGCAGAUUGACAUUGAUGGAGUAUUUGAUACCUUAUCAGGAUCAAGUGGCUCAGCUGGAGGAAAAAAUGCCAAAGCUACAAAGAAAACGAUGACUCUGGCAGCACUACAGGCACAUACACGGGAGGCACUGCCAGAGCAAAUGACUGUUCGGUUGUACAAUGGGAUGAAAAGCAUUGACCUGCCUGGGAAAUCAUCUGGGCUGAGUGAACAGAUUGCUAAGGAGCAGUUUGUAAUUUUUAUGUCAGACCUCUUAAAAGGGAAUGCAGAUGAGAAGAUUGCCAUAAUAAUGAGAAUGAUCUCCAAGACAGAAGGGCCCGUGAAGGGCAAACAAAUCCAAGAGUUCACAGAGGAUCUGAUCAUGUCUCUAGUCCAUGUACUGAGCUACAGGAAGGAACUGAAAGGUUGGACUUUGGAGAAUACUCGGGAUUCUGCCAGUGGAGUAAAGGCUUUGGCUUCUCAGCUGCUCUCAGAGUUGAAGCUUGCAGAUGGGACAAAACCUGUGGGUCCUCAGCUGCUGGAGACAAGUUUUGAUCUGAGUGUCAUUGAGGACUGGGUGUACAGAGUUCCUCAGGUCUCAGUUUUCCUCAGUGUGGUGAUCAGGCAGAGCCUCCACGUUCUCCAUUCUCUCCCAGACCAAACCAACGACAUCCUCAACCUGGUUCCCCGCUGCAAAGGCAUGAAAGGAAGAGGACUUGUCAGCCUCUUUGACAUCCCAUCCAUCAUAUACAUCAACUCCCACCUGCCUGCAGAGCUACAGCACAAGUGGCGGCUUUUGUUUUCUUCCAGGCUCCACGGGGAAAGCUUUUCACAGUUGUGUGGGCACAUAGUGAACAAAGGGCCUUGCAUAGUGAUCCUGAAGGACUUGGAUGGUUUUCUCUUUGGUGGGUUUGCCUCUCACUCCUGGGAGGUGAAGCCACAGUUUCAAGGUGACAACAGAUGCUUUCUGUUUUCUGUUUUCCCCUCUCUUGCUGUGUACACAUACACAGGGUACAAUGACCACUUCAUGUAUUUGAACAAUGGCCAACAGACUAUGCCAAAUGGACUUGGUAUGGGUGGACAACAUGGAUACUUCGGGCUCUGGAUAGACAGUGACUAUGGGAAGGGACACAGCAAAGCCAAACCUCGAUGUACCACCUACAACAGCCCCCAGCUGUCAGCCAAAGAGGAUUUCACACUGGAUGCCAUGGAAGUCUGGGCAGUGGGAGAUGUCCCUGAAAGCGUGACAAAAGGUAAGAAGAGUAUCCUGGAUGUGGAUCCUGAGGCUCAGGCCCUGUUGGAAAUGGCUGGAAAAAGUCGUCACAGCGAAGGUCUCCGGGAACCCAUUGAAGAGGAUGAGGAUGAUGAGAACUAAAGGAAUCACAGUCAAAUGAAAACCCCUUUAUUUUUAUUUGCUUCCAAGUGUUAAUGUUACUUGGACAGCGUAUUUUUUCCUCUUUUCUUUUUUUCCCCUUAAAUUUACCUAAUUAUCUGGGACAGAGCUUAAGCUUCGUACUUAUGUAAUAUUUAGGUCUAAUACAAUAUUCUGCCUGAAGGGUUUUGGUUGGGAAGGACAGAAAAAAUAACUGGGGACACAAUCAUUAGACAUGUCUGAGUCCUAGCUGAAUAUGAAUUUGCUUGCAUUCCCCAUAGAUCAUGUCUGCAAACUAAAUUAAAAGCAGCAGAAGAUAUCGACAGUAUGGUUUACUGACUUGGAGAAUUGAUAUGUAUAUUUAUAUAUAUAUAUAUAUAUAUGUAUAUAUAAAGACUGUCCAAGACACUGAUUAAGGCUCUUAUACCUCAACUGCACAUAUUUAUUUGCAUGCAAUGAAAUUAGUCAGUGAAUUUGCAAAUUGUGAUGAUGUCUUACAUUGGUAAACAGAGAACAGUCCACAUGAUUCCAUAUGAAGGGUGCUAUUAAUUUGCAUUGCUUCGGUUAAAGCAUUAAAUUUUACAUUUUCUAAGUUGGUUUUUUAGCAAGUGGCUCCAUAUGGGCUGUGAGAUGUCCAGAAUAUUCAUAUACAGCAAAAAGGUUUAUAAUACUACACUAUAGUUCAGUGCAUCUCACUUCAGCUGUUUCUGCAGAAGUUUGUCUGUUGUUUUUUAAACUUAGUAAAACAGAAUCAUUGGAAUCAUUCAGCCAUAUUUUUCCUAAAAAUGGGCCAUACCUUCAGCAGAAAUUCUCCAGGGAAGGUAACUUCUUUAGUAGCCUCACUUGAGACUGGACCAAAAAGGAAGCCAGUUAAUUGGGAAUAGGAUCUGC